Tilletiopsis washingtonensis is the source of this 1473-nucleotide messenger RNA. RefSeq names its product WD40 repeat-like protein. The transcript is spliced from 6 exons. Gene Ontology annotation, biological process: ubiquitin recycling; proteasome-mediated ubiquitin-dependent protein catabolic process. The coding region runs from base 1 to 1473 and encodes 490 amino acids. Lineage: Eukaryota; Fungi; Basidiomycota; Exobasidiomycetes; Entylomatales. Gene Ontology annotation, cellular component: cytoplasm; nucleus. Gene Ontology annotation, molecular function: ubiquitin binding. The record is from RefSeq and is a predicted model, not a curated record.
AUGGGCGACAACGAGCCUGUUGCAGGCGAGCGCGAGGCAGCGGCAGGGCCCAGCUCGCCCUGGCGUCUCGCGCACGUCCUGGCGCAGCACACCUCAGACGUCAAGGCGCUGCACGCCUGCGUGCUCGAGCCUGGCAUCAUCGACGGCGCAGACAUGCCCAUCGAGGCGCUCUUCUCCGCCUCGCGCGACGGCACGGCACGGGCAUGGGUGCGCCAGCUCAGCUGCGGCGCUGACGGCGAGCAGCGGCGUGGGCCAUGGGGAGAGCACGGCGCAUGGGCAGAUCCGCAAGGCCGCUAUCUCAACGCUGUACACUUUGUGGGCGGUUCGCGACCGCAGCUUCUCACUGCCGGCCUCUCGGGAGAGGUGCUUGUCUUUCCCUUCCCAGCCGCGGCGCAGAGCGGCGCUCCAGUCUCCAAAGGGCUCCGUCUCUCGGGCCACGAGGCGAACGUAACUGCGCUCCACUCGUUCGUCGACGGCACACGCCAUCUUCUCGUGUCGUCAAGCUGGGACGGCUCUGCACGUACCUGGAGCCGUGCCGAUGAUGAGGAGACAUGGACGUCACUCGACACCAUGUGGCAUGACUGUGCCGUCUGGGACGCUAGCGUGUGCGGAGUGCACGAGGGGGAGCCACGAGUGCUGACUUCGGGCGCUGAUCGCUUCGUGCGUCUCUUCCAUGGCUCGUCGCUCGUGCGCGUGUGGGCUGGACACGACGACGUAGUGCGAGCGCUAGUCCCCCUAAACGAGCCUCGAGUACUCGACGGAGCGAUGCCCGAGUUCUACGCCGCAGAGUCGCUCUUCCUCACGACGUCCAACGACGGCAGUGCGCGAGUAUGGUCGCUGGAUGAGCGGCGCAGCCCACCUGGCGUGCCCACGAGCGGCGGCGAGGCACUGCGAGUCUUGUCCACGCCGCGCGAGCCAUUCGUCUACGCUGCGGCUGCGCAGGGCAGCUUGGCUGCCACUGCCGGCGAAGAAGGCGCGGUACGUUUGUGGAGCUGGGAGAGCGCGGCUCUGCAGGACACGAUUGCACAGCCGAGCAUCAGCAUUUGGGCGGUAGCUUUGCUGCCGUGCGGCGACCUUGCCGCCGCCUCGAACACCGGACGGAUCUGCAUGUACACGACUGGGCACGCCGAGGAUGGCGAGGUCGACGAGGCAGAGCGUCGCGCGCACGACGAGGCCUGCGCGGAAGUAGUGAAGCGAACGCAGCGCAGCGGCGGGCCUACGGCGGAGGUGAUCGCGGCCAGCGGCGAUGCGGCACCGCAGAAUGAGCGGCAGCUGCUCGAUGGUGUGCCGUACGACGCCGUGCUCUGCAUCGACGUCAGCGACGACGCGCCGCCGCUGCAGCUCGGGCUCAACGCUGCCGAUGACGCCCAUGAGGCAGCGCUCGCCUUCGUGGCCAAGCACUCGCUGCCCGACUCGUACGUCGCGCAGAUCGAGGACUUCAUCCAGCUCGUGGCGCCCCGGGUAGCGCGGUAG